CGUUGAGAAGAGGAAAAGAGGAGGGACCUCCGGCCUCCGCAGCUCUGGCACUGAUCUGGGUUCAUAUAAGGUGUUUCCUGCUGGUGGCAGUGAGAUCAUAUCAGACACACUGGACGUGGUUCCUCCAGUCGGACAGAGGAGCGAACAGAGCAGUUAUCAUGGAUUUAAAUGAUGCCAAGACUCACAACCACGAACUGGUGCCGCACAAAGGCUUCAAGCUGAUCAGCGGGACUCAUGAUCCGGAGGAUGUGGACCAGAUUUACAACCUGGAGAUCAGAGACUCUGACGUGUUUGUCGUCACAUACCCGAAAUCAGGGACCAUCUGGAUGCAGCAGAUCCUGCUGCUCCUGGAGAUGAAAGGAGAUGUGACGGCCAUCAGCAAGCUCAAUAAGUUCUCCAACGCAGAUCUCAUCCCCUGGAUCGAAGUGAACGGCAACAGACAGGCGUUCAUCACGGCCCCGUCACCCAGACUGAGGGUCACCCACCUGCAGCACCAGUUCAUGCCUCCUGCUCUGAGCCAGAGGGGCAAGGUGAUCUAUGUGGCAAGAAAUCCCAAAGAUGUCCUUGUGUCUUACUUCUACUUCCAUAAACUCGCAAACAUGUUGGAGACGCCGAAGGAUUUCGACGAGUUCUUUGAGAAGUUCAUGAGAGGAGACGUGUUUGGGUGCAGCUGGUUUGAUCACGUUAAGACCUGGUUCUCUCACAAGGAUGAUAUGAACAUGUUGUUCAUCACGUAUGAAGAAAUGAUCCAGGACCUGCAGUCUGCAGUGGAGAGGAUCUCCUCGUUCCUGGGGAAAGAGCUGACUGACGAGCAGCUGGCCAACGUGGUGAAACACAGCACCUUCAAGAACAUGAAGAAGAUCCCUCAGGCCAACUACGAGCAGGUGCCAGGUGAUUUGCUCAACCAUCACCAGGGCAGGUUCAUGAGGAAAGGGACCAUCGGGGACUGGAAGAACCACUUCACUGUGGCCCAGAACGAGAAGUUCGACAAGGUCUUCCACAAAGAGAUGAAGGACUUUCCUCUGUCGUUUAUCUGGGACAUCAGGGACAUGGAGUGAUCCCUUGUUCGUCUCAUGACUGACAACACAAAAAGAAGAACACAGUCACAGUUGCAGCUUCAUGAACUCUGUGCUAUACAGAAAAAAAACUAUCUGCUUCUCCUCUUCCUCCUUCAGCCAUACAGAGUCUCUCUCUUCAUUCCGGGCAGCAAGUGGUUUCCAUUCAUUUUAGACAUUUUAAAAUCUAUGCAAAAACUUAUUUUUGACAAAGUAGAAUCAAUAUUCUCAUGGUCAUGCAGUAGGUAUGUUGUGAUGUAGAAAGCCUUGUUUUGUGCUCAUGUAAGAAGUGUCAGAGUUGAUGUGCAGAGAACAGAUACAGCUGAUGGGGUCAGCUCUGUUUAACUGUUGUCACAUUUACAUUGUUGUUGCUUGGUUCUGCACAUGGAGCAGUUACUGUGGCAGCAGUAAAUGAACAUCUCUGUUCACUGUUAAGCUCUAUGCAUGUUUAGUUUGUUACUAUAGUGAAAGGCCUCACCUGUGAAGUAGAACUGAUCUCAUUCAUAGUAAACAUGUUCUAUGGAAUGACUUCUCUGGCUGCUAAAUAUAUAAUAGAGUCUGUAUUGAUGGUCACAGAAAUCACAGUUUAAACCUGAAAAUGAUGAAUACAUGUCGGAACCACACUCACUGUUUGUGUUCAGUGACAGAGUCAUGUGGUCUGAACUGCAGGACUGGACUCGAGUCGCACGACUUGGACUCUGAAUCCAACUCGAGUCGGGAACCUGAAGACUGACUUCAGACUUGACAACAUCAAAAAAGACCAACGACUGGACUUUGACCUCAACACCAACGACUCGUGACGUCAUUUGUUCUUCAGCCUCUUGACUCAGACUGACAAAUCCUUGACUCUUUGUUUCCAUGCCAACAGAUACAGUUUGAAUCAGCUGAGGUUUGGGCUGCUCAUGCUGCAGAGCUGCAGACAAAGGACACACUCACACACACACACACACACACACACACACACAUACACACGUUUACAUGAAAGACACAGUGUGCAUACAGAAACUCACUCAGUAUUUUUACCAAGACUUAAAUAUUAAACCUGUGACUCUGGACUUCACAGCGACUUGAAACUGCCACAGACAACUUGUUAACUCAGUAACUCCGGGGACAUAUUCAUUAACACUGUAUAUUCAUGUAUGUUGAACAAUAUUAAUGAUAUUUUAUGAAGAUUACAUUAAAGUGAACAUACUGUGUGUGACAGUACAAUGUGGGAAUCAUUAGAGGAGGACAGAGCUGGCUUAUGGAAGAACAACACUGUCGAACACUGACUUCCAACACUGAUGUUUAGUCCUGUUAACUUAUGUUCAACCAUCAUGUUACCAGAUGUAAAUUAUAUAUUUUCAAUAUUACACUGUAUUUUAUUCACUUCUUAUAUGACUGUUUGUGUAAAGACAAUAAACACUGAUGCACUGAGA
This is a messenger RNA of Seriola dumerili (greater amberjack), 2473 nucleotides long. RefSeq names its product amine sulfotransferase-like. Gene Ontology annotation, cellular component: cytoplasm. Gene Ontology annotation, biological process: sulfation. The coding region runs from base 159 to 1058 and encodes 299 amino acids. The record is from RefSeq and is a predicted model, not a curated record. NCBI's taxonomy places the organism in Eukaryota, Metazoa, Chordata, Actinopteri, Carangiformes, Carangidae. The transcript has 7 exons. Gene Ontology annotation, molecular function: sulfotransferase activity.